This is a messenger RNA of Mollisia scopiformis, 1463 nucleotides long. RefSeq lists its product as uncharacterized. The transcript is spliced from 8 exons. The coding region runs from base 201 to 1331 and encodes 376 amino acids. The record is from RefSeq and is a predicted model, not a curated record. Lineage: Eukaryota; Fungi; Ascomycota; Leotiomycetes; Helotiales; Mollisiaceae.
AUUUCCCAUUGGCUCCUUCCAGAUUAUCGGGUCCCUCUUGAGAAUAUCAUUCAUGCUUUCCAAACUUUCCAGCCUUCUUCAAUGCUUCUAGAAAACCGUCUCCUCCUCAUAGAGUGUGGUUCUCCGCUUUUUUGAUAGCCUUUUCUUCCCAUCUUCUUAGUCUUGCUUUCUCUCGAUGAUAUUUGGAUAACGUCGCAGUAAUGGGUUGGACGUACAACGUCGUUGACCCUAAUGUUGCCACGAACGCGCCCACCGUUGCUGGAGUGGGCAUCACCUUCACGAUUCUGUCCUUUUCAAUAGUUUGUCUUCGUCUGUAUGUUCGGAAAUAUAUUGUAAAAGCUAUCAAUAUCGAUGACUGGCUUAUCGUUGUGACUUGGUUUUUCUCGUUCAUCUUUGUUUGCAUAACACUCGCUCAAACACGAUGGGGUCUUGGGCUGCGAAAUGUGGAAGACAUGCCACCUCAAGAUGUUUAUGAAUUUGGUUAUCUUCAGUAUAUCGGCGCACCUUUCUACAUAUGCGCCAUUUUGGGGUUCAAGCUCAGUAUAAUAUUCGCUUUUCUUCGAAUUGCUGUCGAUCGUACAUAUCGCAUUGGGAUUAUAUGUAUCUCGAUCACUUGUUCGGCAUUCUACUUUUGUUUCUUUGUGGCACAGCUCAAUUUCUGCUUUCCAGUCUCAAAAUCUUGGGAUCCGACAAUUACAACAGGAUCUUGUUUUUCAGCUGUGCUAUUCUAUACGGCAAUGGGGUCUCUUACAUUCAUUUUCGACAUCCUGACUAUGCUCACACCCAUCCCCAUCUUACUGCAUUCUUGCUUCUCGCCGUGUAAAAACUUCAUGAUCGCCUUCCUCUACCUCCUCGGAAUCUUCCUCUCCCUGAUUCAAAUCCUCCGCAUCACCUCCCUACGAUCUGCUCGCUCUUACCUCGACACCUCGACUGUUCUUACCUGGUCCCUCGUCGAAGUCAACCUCGGCAUAAUACUCUCGAGUCUGAUCCCACUCGCUCCUCUCCCAGUUCUUCAGUCUUUCCUUGAAAAGGGCUCGCCACAAUCACUAGCCCAGUCAUUGGCUUCUUUCGAUACGAGACGGACGAUUGAUAAAGUGAGAGAUGGGUUCAAGAAGAGAUUUGGGAGGGAAAGCGAGUUGAGGAAUAGAGUGGUGUUGUUCUUGGGGUAUGGGGAGCUGAGACCCGAUUUGGAGAGAGAACAGAGACCUGGGAGUAGGCUGGGAGCUAGUACGGAAGAAUUGAAUUUUCCAAUGGGGAUCUUGAAGACGACUGAAGUUAUCAUUAGUCGGGAAGGAAGUUCCUGGGGUGAACUAAAGGAAGAGGAUGUUUGAGUGUUAUUUGAGAAAGUAUGUAGGAUAUGAUUAUAAUUGUAUGAUAUCAAAAGUUCGACGGUCUCGAUUUCGGUUUUGGGAAGGAUCUCUUUGGAUAUUGGGAACGGUGUGGGAGUAUUGGGUAGUCUUGUG